Rotaria sp. Silwood1 is the source of this 354-nucleotide messenger RNA. The record is from the annotation of a GenBank genome assembly. Lineage: Eukaryota; Metazoa; Rotifera; Eurotatoria; Philodinida; Philodinidae.
AUGGACGAGAGUAGAUUUCUCUAUGUUACUGAACGUACAAAACAUGAAGUGAGACGAUAUAGAAUUGAUGCUGGUGAUACUAAAGGACAAGUGAUUGCAGGUGGAAAAGGGCAAGGAAAUCGUCUCGAUCAACUUGAUUCGCCCCAACACGUAUUUGUCGACCGAAAUCAUGCAGUGUACGUGUCUGAUAAGCAAAAUCAUCGUGUGAUGAAAUGGGAAGAAGGUGCAAAAGAAGGUAUUGUUGUAGCUGGUGGUCAAGGAAAAGGAAAUAGUCUUACACAACUGGAUAGUCCUCAAGGAGUUGUUGUCGAUCAAUUGGGCACUGUCUAUGUGGUUGAUUGUUUUAAUGAAUGA